Molecule: messenger RNA, 1285 nt
Organism: Lolium rigidum
Lineage: Eukaryota; Viridiplantae; Streptophyta; Magnoliopsida; Poales; Poaceae
Product: protein RAE1-like
Exons: 11
Coding region: 32-1069 (345 amino acids)
Biological process (GO): transcription-dependent tethering of RNA polymerase II gene DNA at nuclear periphery; RNA export from nucleus
Cellular component (GO): nuclear pore
Molecular function (GO): RNA binding; ubiquitin binding
Source: RefSeq, a predicted model, not a curated record
CCUCCCUUCCUCCCCCAAAUUCGCAACCCCAAUGGCGAGCUUCAACGCCGCCGGCGCCGGAGCAGCCAACCCCAACCCCAACAAAUCCCUCGAGGUGAAUCCGGCCCCGGGGGACGCGGUCUCCAGCCUCAGCUUCAGCCCCAAGGCCAACCACCUCAUCGCCACCUCCUGGGACAACCAGGUUCGGUGCUGGGAGGUCCAGCCGGGCGGCCAAUGCCAGGCGAAGGCCUCGAUCUCGCACGACCAGCCGGUUCUCUGCUCGGCGUGGAACGGUGAUGGGACUACGGUUUUCUCGGGAGGGUGUGACAAGGUGGUCAAGAUGUGGCCGCUGCUGUCUGGCGGGCAGCCCACGGCCUUGUCGGGGCAUGAGGCGCCCAUCAAGGAGCUCGCCUGGAUUCAACCCAUGGGGCUCCUUGUCAGUGGGAGCUGGGAUAAGACUUUGAGGUACUGGGACCUGCGACAAGCUCAGCCAGCACAUGUUCAGCAACUUCCUGAGCGCUGCUAUGCUCUCUCGCUUAGUUAUCCUCUGCUGGCUGUUGGCACUGCUGACCGCAACGUCAUUAUCUUCAACCUGCAGAAUCCACAGGCUGAAUUCAAGAGGAUCCAGUCACCUUUGAAAUACCAGACAAGGUGUCUUGCUGCAUUCCCUGACCAAUCAGGGUUCUUGGUUGGAUCAAUAGAGGGACGUGUUGGUGUUCAUCAUGUGGAUGACGCUAAUCAGAGCAAAAAUUUUACAUUCAAAUGUCACCGCGAGGGCAAUGAUAUAUACUCUGUUAACUCACUGAACUUUCAUCCUGUGCACCAUACAUUUGCUACUGCGGGCUCUGAUGGAGGUUUCAACUUUUGGGACAAGGACAGUAAACAAAGACUGAAGGCUUUUAGCAAGUGCCCAUCACCCAUCACAUGCAGCACAUUCAAUCAGGAUGGGUCAAUCUUUGCUUAUGCGGUAUGCUAUGAUUGGAGCAAGGGUGCCGAGAAGCAUACUCCUUCUACUGCAAAGACAAAUAUCUUUCUGCAUAGUGUGCAGGAAUCUGAUGUCAAAGGAAAGCCCCGUGCUGGAAAGAAGUAGACUUCGCAAUGACAAGCUGCAGAUCGGUGCUCCUAACCUGAUGAAUUUGCGGACUGAUGCUAAUUACCUGCAUGCGUGUGUAGCUCCAGACUCUUUUAGGGUAUUUCUGUGAAAAACAGUUCCAUUCUGCUCAUGUAAAUGGCAGUAGGUAAUUUGUUGCGAUAAUACUUUUUUGUUGCGAUAAUGCAUUAGUGUGGUAUUUCCUGUGUGGUUCGA